Fusarium proliferatum ET1 is the source of this 696-nucleotide messenger RNA. RefSeq lists its product as uncharacterized. The transcript has 2 exons. The coding region runs from base 1 to 696 and encodes 231 amino acids. The record is from RefSeq and is a predicted model, not a curated record. Gene Ontology annotation, molecular function: ATP binding; protein serine/threonine kinase activity. Gene Ontology annotation, biological process: peptidyl-threonine phosphorylation; peptidyl-serine phosphorylation. Lineage: Eukaryota; Fungi; Ascomycota; Sordariomycetes; Hypocreales; Nectriaceae.
AUGACUAGAUGGGUAUCAUCACAGCUUUUUGGUUUGGCUGAUGCUUUGCAACUGAUCCGAGACUUGUUCCCUCCAGGGGUACUGCCACAGAAUGACCACAAACUACAACCACCACACCGGGACCUCAGCCCAGAGCGUAUUCUAUGCUUUGAAACAAAAGGCAUCACUCACUGUGUACUCAAGAUUGCAGACUUCGGGUCUAUGCAAUACCACGACGAUCAAGCCCAUCACCAACGAGGCUUUGAGACAUGCAUGGGCUCGGCCUACCGCGCUCCAGAGCUGCUGACUGGUGAACCUGCUCACAGUUCGGAUCUAUGGUCCUUCGCAUGCAUCAUCCUACACUUCAUAGUCUGGUAUCAUGGCGGUUGGGCACUGGUGAAUGCAUUGUCAGCUUUGAGCUCCGCCGAAGAAGAAGAAUGUCUCGGUGCUUAUACUGAUGAUGAUAAGUUCUUCAAGUACGGGCACUUAAUGGCCACCCAGCUUGGCGGUGAAGUAAUUGGCCAGGGAAAGGAUGUCCCAAAUACUAUAGUAUUGAAAGAGUCUAUUGAACAAGAAAUGUCAAAAUAUCUCGAACAAGGCAAGAGCCAUUUUGUUCGCGACAUCAUUGGCCUGGUCAAGAAAGACCUUCUUCAAGCAGAUGCUGGGGAGCGGGCAAGUUUUAGUGAUGCGUACUGUAGAAGCACACUUUCAAGUUGA